AUUCCCUCCGCGGGACCGAGCCGCCCGUGUCUCCCGCCCCUCCUCCUCCCUUUUCCACCCCUCGGAGUGGAGCUGCACUUGCGGCUGCUCCCUGCUCGGUCCCGCCCAGCCUCCGUCGCGCAGGAACGGGUCCCUGCAGUCCCCAGCCGAUGGCAGGACAGUAGCCGCCUGUCAGGGAUCGCGAAGGGCUGAGGCAGACGCGGCGGCUCCCGGGCCUCAGAGAGUGGGUGUCUCCGGAGGCCAUGGGCUACCCCGAGGUGGAGCGCAGGGAACUCCAGCCCGCGGCAGCGCCGAGGGAGCGCGGGAGCCAGGGCUGCGGUUGUCGCGGGGCCCCUGCCCGGGCUGGCGAAGGGAACAGCUGCCGGCUCUUCCUGGGUUUUUUUGGCCUCUCGCUGGCCCUCCACCUGCUGACGUUGUGCUGCUACCUAGAGUUGCGCUCCGAGUUGCGGCGGGAGCGGGGAGCCGAGUCCAGCCUUGGCGGUCCCGGUAACCUCGGCACCUCGGGCACCCUGAGCAGCCCCGGUGGCCUCGACCCCGAAGGUUCCAUCACCCGCCACUUCGGGCAGCCAUCCCCGCAGCAGCAGCUGCUGGAACGGGGAGAAGCUACGCUCCCCCCAGACGCCCAGGACGGGCACCAGGUGGCCCUUCUGAAUUUCUUCAUCCCUGAAGAAAAGUCAUACUCUGAAGAGGAGAGUAGGCGUGUUCGCCGCAAUAAAAGAAGCAAAAGCAGUGAAGGAGCAGAUGGUCCAGUUAAAAACAAGAAAAAGGGAAAGAAGGCAGGACCUCCUGGGCCCAAUGGCCCCCCAGGACCUCCAGGACCUCCAGGACCCCAAGGACCCCCAGGGAUUCCAGGGAUUCCUGGAAUUCCAGGAACAACUGUUAUGGGACCACCUGGCCCUCCAGGUCCUCCUGGUCCUCAAGGACCCCCUGGUCUCCAAGGACCUUCUGGUGCUGCUGAUAAAGCUGGAACUCGAGAAAACCAGCCAGCCGUGGUGCAUCUACAGGGCCAAGGGUCAGCAAUCCAAGUCAAGAAUGAUCUUUCAGGUGGAGUGCUCAAUGACUGGUCUCGCAUCACCAUGAACCCCAAGGUGUUUAAGCUACACCCCCGCAGUGGGGAGUUGGAGGUACUGGUGGACGGCACCUACUUCAUCUAUAGUCAGGUAGAAGUAUACUACAUCAACUUCACUGACUUUGCCAGCUAUGAGGUGGUGGUGGACGAGAAGCCCUUCCUGCAGUGCACCCGCAGCAUCGAGACAGGCAAAACCAACUACAACACGUGUUACACGGCGGGCGUCUGCCUUCUCAAAGCGCGGCAGAAGAUCGCCGUGAAGAUGGUGCACGCCGACAUCUCCAUCAACAUGAGCAAGCACACCACCUUCUUCGGGGCCAUCAGGCUGGGCGAGGCCCCUGCAUCCUAGAUUCCCCCCCCCCCUCCCCAAUCCCAUUUUGCCCUGCCCGUGCUCCUACCCCAGGUUAGGGAGCCGGGACUUCCAGAACCUAAGUGCUGCUGUGGAGUGAGGUGUGUGGGUGUAGCAGCCACAGAGAAAAAUGCCCCAGUGCUAUUUAUUCCCCGGUGACUCCAGGAUGACAA
Messenger RNA from Lipotes vexillifer (Yangtze River dolphin), 1591 nucleotides. It is a transcript of the gene EDA, whose product is annotated as ectodysplasin A. Gene Ontology annotation, cellular component: membrane. Gene Ontology annotation, molecular function: death receptor agonist activity; tumor necrosis factor receptor binding; death receptor binding. The record is from RefSeq and is a predicted model, not a curated record. NCBI's taxonomy places the organism in Eukaryota, Metazoa, Chordata, Mammalia, Artiodactyla, Lipotidae. The coding region runs from base 243 to 1418 and encodes 391 amino acids. Gene Ontology annotation, biological process: immune response; animal organ development. The transcript has 8 exons.